Dictyostelium purpureum is the source of this 801-nucleotide messenger RNA. RefSeq lists its product as uncharacterized. Gene Ontology annotation, molecular function: transmembrane transporter activity; ATP hydrolysis activity; ATP binding. The transcript has 3 exons. Gene Ontology annotation, biological process: transmembrane transport. The coding region runs from base 1 to 801 and encodes 266 amino acids. NCBI's taxonomy places the organism in Eukaryota, Evosea, Eumycetozoa, Dictyosteliales, Dictyosteliaceae. Gene Ontology annotation, cellular component: plasma membrane. The record is from RefSeq and is a predicted model, not a curated record.
AUGCAAGCAAAACAAUUUGAUGAAGUUGUUGUCGAAGUAAAACAUGUAUCAAAACAUUAUAAAAUUGCAGGUAGAGAAGAUAAAGUUAAAGCAUUAAAUGAUAUACAUUUAGCAGGAGAUUCAGAACUAUUACCAAUUAGAAGAGGGGAAUUUGUAAUGUUAAGAGGACCAUCAGGUGGUGGCAAAACCUCAUUAUUAAAUCUACUUGGUACAAUCGAUAGAGCAACAGAAGGAACAAUAGAGUUAUUUUCAAACCCAAUUAAUGUAGAUUCUACUGACGAAUAUUUAGCAAAAUUAAGAUUAGAAAAGAUUGGAUUUGUUUUUCAAACCUUCAAUUUAUUAGCAACAAUGUCAGCUUAUGAAAAUGUUGAACUACCAAUGAUUAUUUUGGGUAAAUUAAAUGAAAAAGAAAGAAAGAAAAGAGCAAUCGAAUUAUUAACAUUGGUAGGAUUACAAGACCGUUUAGAUCAUUUACCAUCAGAAUUAUCAGGUGGUGAACAACAAAGAGUAACCAUUGCAAGAGCACUUUCAAAUGCCCCAGAAAUUUUAUUAUUGGAUGAACCAACUGGUGAUUUGGAUACAAAAAACACUGUAGAAGUAAUGGAUUUAUUAUUAGAUUUAAAUUUAAAACUAAAGACAACUUGCAUUAUGGUAACCCACAAUCCGGAUAUCGAAUGUUAUGCUGACAGAAUUUUGUAUAUUGCCGAUGGUGUUUUUGAAAAACAAGUUUUUAAUAUCGAACAAACCAGAUUGGAUUAUGAUGAAUAUAUUGCAUAUUUAAAUUCUCAAGCUGGUCAUUAA